AUGCUCAAGUCUCCCUCCCUCCUCCUCCUCGCCUCUUUGACACUCAUGGUAUCCGCCACCAACGCAUACCGAAUCGCAAGACUAGGCAAAAGACCUGCGUUGAGCCCCUCCUCCUGCCCCUCCAGACGUCGCCCCUCCCCUCCCCUCCUCUCUCCAAGGAUCUCAUGCCCCUAUGAGCCCCGACGAGUCCGCAAGCUUCACAUCCACGACCCGUCGACCAAGAACAAGCUCAAGGGCUUCGCCAUCCUCGCCCACAGGCUCGAAGAGAAGCACGGCGAGGAGAUCAAGCAGGAGGUCGCCAACUUCCUCGUCGAGCAGAUGCUCGUCAACCUCGACUCUCCUGUCUCCGCUACCCUCACCAAGCUCUCCCACUCCCUUCACUCCGCCGCCGCCACCACCAUGCCCUACCUGAAGCAUGCCUCGCACGUAGUGCAGCAGGCACAGCAGGCAGUGUCAUGGGGGGCAGCGGGGAGCCACGCGAUGCAAGCGAAGCAUGCGAUGCUGGAGGGGCUUGCGCUGUGCAUGCUGAGCAACUGCACAUGA
Molecule: messenger RNA, 543 nt
Organism: Guillardia theta CCMP2712
Lineage: Eukaryota; Cryptophyceae; Pyrenomonadales; Geminigeraceae
Exons: 1
Coding region: 1-543 (180 amino acids)
Source: RefSeq, a predicted model, not a curated record